AUGCAUAACAACAAAGAUAUUGAUUAUGAAAUCCUUGAUAAUAGCUAAAUGAGCAAAGACGAACCAAACUAAUUUUAAUACAUUUUCAGCCAUUAUAGCAAGUAUGGUAAAUAUAAAGACUCUUAGAACUCAUUGAUCAACGAAUAAGAUAUUGGUUCAAUCAAAUUUAAAUUGUAGAUAUGCAGGUAUAAUGGGGAUGGAAAUUUUACAUUAGAUCUUUUCAGUAACAACUUCUAUGAAUACUUAGGAAUUCAGUUAUCAUAGGAGGAAACUUUAGUACAGAUCGAAAAGGAUUUCAAAAUUAAGAAGGAGGGAUUAUACAGCGUAUAUUUGGCAUUCUGCUCUACAACAGAUGAAUACAUACCUUAAAAAGAGAUUGACUACGAGAAAUCUCUCAGAAUAAUAGAAGCCUCUGUCUCAUUUUAUAAUGUAAAUCACGGCUAUUUAUCAGCUGAAAAUUACCUUAAGUUGAAAGUAAUUUCUACCCUUUAAAAUUUUACUUUAAAGGAAAGAUUUGAGGAAUAUGGAAAAGUUGUGAGAAUAUUAGCCAUACCUCAAGUUAUUAUUAUUAUCUGCAUUCUUUACAUAUCUCACAAUGGAUAUUAUAAGAUCUUAGGGAGACUUGUUGUCUUUAGAGAAACAUAUAAAAUUAAGGUAUUUCGAAGACUCAGGAAAGUAGCGAAUUUUACUUUGAUGGUUAUCUUGAUAUUCAGUAUUUUCAUCUUAUUUUGGCAGUAUGAAUGGCUCAAAGAUUUUAAUGGAGGGGAAGGAGGCUUAAUUGAUAUUCUAUUCACUCUAGAUCUAUUCUUUAUAAUGAUAAUAAUGUGUCCUAGCGAAGAAAGUCUUAAAUUUAGAUUUGAUCCUGUUUUGGAAUUGGAUUGCUAUGAGUAAGAAAGAGAAAACGAUUUCUACAAUGUUGGAAAUGGAUCUGAUGUUUAUGAUAUGGAUUAAGGAAGCAUGAUAGAGUUGUCAACAAUUCGUUGA
This is a messenger RNA of Stylonychia lemnae, 984 nucleotides long. The record is from the annotation of a GenBank genome assembly. NCBI's taxonomy places the organism in Eukaryota, Ciliophora, Spirotrichea, Sporadotrichida, Oxytrichidae.